Molecule: messenger RNA, 948 nt
Organism: Penicillium mononematosum
Lineage: Eukaryota; Fungi; Ascomycota; Eurotiomycetes; Eurotiales; Aspergillaceae
Product: glycosyltransferase family 32 protein
Exons: 1
Coding region: 1-948 (315 amino acids)
Biological process (GO): protein N-linked glycosylation
Cellular component (GO): mannan polymerase complex
Molecular function (GO): alpha-1,6-mannosyltransferase activity
Source: RefSeq, a predicted model, not a curated record
AUGCUCGCUCAGGGGCGGACAUUCACCAGAUUCUCAACGACAAGCAUAUUCAUCCUACUAUGUCUCUUCUUCAUCCUCUAUUACCACCCAAUGAGACAAGCGACACCAGAAGGCCCCUCCACAUAUGAUCCCUCCAGAGAAGGUCUCCAACCGGCAUCACCGCGGAUCCCAGAGAAGAUCUGGUACAAAGUUGGCCCGAAAGGCUUGAGCGACCAGUCACACGAAUGGCUGGACGAUUGUCUCCACAAAAACCCAGCCCAUCGCGCGCAGAUCAUGACCGACGACACGGGCGAUCAAUACGUGCAACAAAACUACCGCGAUCGUCCCGAUAUCGUCGACGCCUACCUUUCUCUCACGGUGCCGAUCCUGAAAGCAGAUUUCCUGCGCUACCUGCUUCUUUUCGCGGAAGGCGGCAUCUGGGCCGAUCUCGAUGUCUCGUGUGGUGAUGUACCCAUUAGAGAAUGGAUCCCUGAGACGCUGCGCGCUAAGGCUGGUCUUGUUGUUGGGUGGGAGUUUGAUGUUGGCUGGGGAGAGAAUUUUAUUCGGCAGUUUGAGAGUUGGACGAUUAUGGCGGCGCCGGGUUCGCCGCAUCUGUUGAUGGUUAUAGAUGAUAUUAUGGAUGGGAUUCGUCAGAAGACGGAGGAGUAUCGGGUUCCGAUCUCUGAGUUGACUCUGGAUAUGACGGGGGAUGUGAUUGACUUUACGGGGCCGAGGCGGUUGACUAGUGGGGUAUUGAAGAGCUUGGAAUUGGCUCGCAAUGAGACGAUCGAUAUGGCGAGUAUCUCGAACCUUUUAGAGCCCGUUUUGCUCGAUGAUGUUUUGAUCUUGCCGGGGUAUUCGUUCGCUGCGUCAGCGAAUCAUUACGGCAACGAGAAUGUGACUGGUCCUUCAUUAGUCCAACAUCAUUAUGCCGGCAGCUGGAAGAACCAUAAUGGUGGUGAGGCGUGA